AUGGAGCCCGGCGCGACUGCGACCCCCGCCGCUGUCCCAGCUCACGCCCAAUUUCACAUAUCCUCCGAAAGGUACCCUCCUGUCCUCCCAUGGCCUGAUAUCUCUUCGCGCGGCAAGUGGUCCGUUUCCUCAUUCAAGUUCGGUUUCGGGUCGGAAUGUCUUCGCGAUGGCGAUCCGGAAACCUUUUGGCACUCGGACGGUCCCCAACCCCACUUCAUAACAAUCGAGUUCCCCCAAAAGGUGGCCAUCCAGGCAAGUUGCAAAAUUAGCAUCUACUUGAGUUUUCCUCAGGAUGAUUCUUACACACCGUCAACCCUCGCAAUCCGAGCAGGCACUGGUCCCAGUGACUUGCAGGAUGUACGGGUUGUGACUCUGGAUAAGCCUGAUGGGUGGAUCACCUUUGAUGUCUCGUCAGAGCCCAACGAAGACGGCGAGGGAGGCUCCAAGCCCGUCCAUGCGUAUGUAAUUCAAGUUAUCAUUGCUGCCAACCAUAUGAGCGGCAAGGAUACUCAUGUAAGAGGCCUUCGUGUAUUGGGUCCAGUAGAAGAGCAAGCAGCAGAAGGAGACCCAUUUGCAUUUUCAUCUCCUCAAUUCAAAAUGUACGAAACAAUUCGCUAG
Pleurotus ostreatus (oyster mushroom) is the source of this 618-nucleotide messenger RNA. It is a transcript of the gene DOC1, whose product is annotated as anaphase promoting complex subunit doc1. Gene Ontology annotation, biological process: protein K11-linked ubiquitination; anaphase-promoting complex-dependent catabolic process. The record is from RefSeq and is a predicted model, not a curated record. The transcript has 5 exons. The coding region runs from base 1 to 618 and encodes 205 amino acids. NCBI's taxonomy places the organism in Eukaryota, Fungi, Basidiomycota, Agaricomycetes, Agaricales, Pleurotaceae. Gene Ontology annotation, cellular component: anaphase-promoting complex.